Molecule: messenger RNA, 11042 nt
Organism: Osmia lignaria (orchard mason bee)
Lineage: Eukaryota; Metazoa; Arthropoda; Insecta; Hymenoptera; Megachilidae
Source: RefSeq, a predicted model, not a curated record
AAGCAGAGAGUAACGCCGGUGGUGGUGGUGGCGUGGAGAGCCGGGCGAAAGGGAAAAUGGUCGGGCGAACACUUUUUUUCUCCCCCAUUUAGAGGCAGGUUUUUUGACACGGCGGUCGUUCGAUCGACUUCCAUUUGUCUCCGAGCAUUCCGUCGACAAAGGUCCGCGAAACCGCGCGCUUGCACCGGUGCAGUCGUAUCUCUUCGCGAAGAUGCAUCACGAUCGUUUCCACCUGACCUGAUCAAUUCCCCGUAUAAAACACCUCUGUUCAGUGAAUUUUCGAUAAAUUCUCGAGGACCCCUUCAACAGUUGUAUCUCUCGAAAGUUUCAACCUGUGAUUUGUCAGCAUCAGUGUGAACGAUAAGAGGGUAUUUAGGAAGAGGACAACCCGCGCGACCAGGUGAACUGAAAUGAUACAUUGGAUCGGGCUCGUCUAAGAAGCUGCAAGAAUGGUGCGGAGAUUUUCGUGGUGCACGACGGUGGCAUUGGUGGUGCUACUUUUCGUCACAACCGAAGGUCUUCGAGAACGUAGCACUCAGGUCGAUGAUCAGAAAACCGCGAGUCGUGGUAGUCUGAGGUAUAACACUAAGUCGUUGGAAGAAUCUACAACUGUAUCGUCGUUUUCGAGAUCGAGAUCGAGCCAAGACAGAAAAAAGUUCUCGAAUCUUGAAAGAUACCACGAGGAAACAACCCUGAGAUCUCCGGUCGAUUCAGAUUCGGUAUUCGACUCGGUGAGAACCUCUUCGGAGGCAUCAGUGAAAAGAAGAGAUGGUAAAAGAUAUUCUCCAGAAAGGACGAAAUCAAAGGACAACGAGAAUGAGACGUCCAAAGUUAUUUCGCGAAGAGUAUCAAACGGGAGGGUCAGUGACCCUGCAGUUACCGAGAGGUUGGACAACAAAGGACCCUCGGUUUUCGCGAUAACCACCGAAUCGUCGAGAUCCAGGACCGGAAGGAAGAUCCAGACAACUUACUCGACGAAAGAUCUCAAGACGCAGAUACCUACCUCGAGGAGAUACAAUAAUAAGAAGGCGGAGAACACCGAGACGACUACAGCCUCGUUUAGAAGAGAAGGAAAAGGUAGAUCUACGACGGAACGUAUUGAAAGAAGCACCAGGUCUGGCAGAUCGAAGGUAAAUAACAGGGAGAACAAUUCCAUCAGUCGCAAAGGUCAAGAAGCAGCUUUAUUCGAGUCCGAGAGUGUCAGGGUCGACAUUCCUUUAGCGGUGGAGGGAACAGAGAAUCCAUCUGCAGACGUUGUUACAACUAGUGGCUUUAGUGUUGUUUCUCAGAGAAGAUCAGACACAAAGGAGACACUCAGGGGUAACGCAAGGACUGGAGUCGAAAGAUCGAAGGGUAGAGGUCGAUCAAACGAUUCUGAAGUUGCUGGGUCUUCGAGGAACAGUUCUCGAAGAGGAUCCUCCAAGUUCAACGAUUUUUCGACCACGGAAGCUAACGAACAGAUCGUUAGCUCGAGGAAGAACACGGCCAGAGAUCGUUCGAAGAGUUUGGAAUCUAGAAAAAAUGCUGCCAGUGAAUCAAGAUCGAGAUCUAGGGGUAGAGGCUCUGAAAAUAAUGCGAGGAACGGUUCUAAUGGCGUUCUGGAGCGAGAUGCUAAACGUAAAGCAGUUGGAGACAGAAAAUCUUUGGACAGAAGGUCCAGGCUCUCCGAGACCACCCCCAGGUCCGCGGAAAAUAGGGGACAGGAUCAAGAUUCCAGGAGAUCCAGAAACAGAGCCAGACCGGAUGCUACAACGAUUUUGACUACGGAUGUUACCACAACUAUUGCGCCAGAUACAACAGUUUUCGCCGACGUAACCUCCGAGUCCGAAAUGACGAGCAUCACCAUGAGACCAGCGACUCCAGUUGCGAGCACCACGAGUUCAAGACCCACCACGACCACCAGACCAUUCUCGAGCACAACCUCGACGACCGAGGGAUCAGGAAGAGGCAGAGGAAGAGGCAGAGGCAGUAGCCAAGGAAGAAAGCAGCAGAAGGAAGAUUUCUUUAAUCAUGGACUGGGAUUUAGGGGUAGAAAGCCUUCCCUUGAAGGAGCAUCGAACACUAGAGAGUCUAAAAAACCUUCCGCGCCGAAAAAUGAUUCCCAGUAUCAUGGAAAUUUUGGCUGGACUCUUAGAAGACGACCUCCUAACGCCAAUUAUUCUGAUAACCUCCCGAAGGCUAUUCCUCCCACAAGGGAUCAGACGAACGAGGUGAUUCCUCCGAAUGAACUAUCGACCAGCACCGAAGUCGUAACAACGGUGGAAAGUUCCACGUCUACCUUGAGAAGAGGCUUCAAAAAGCUCCAGACUACCGAGGAAAGCACCACAGAGGCGGACGCGGCGACGAAGGGUUACAGAAGAGGUAGCAAGACAUUUGGACCUGGCAAGGCGAGCGACCAUGAAGAGAGUGACAAUUAUCCUCCCGAGUUUAAGGCGAGAUUGACUCAGUUGAAGACUACGAAUACGAAAAUACCAGCCCCGAAAACUACCUCUAGAACGCCAUUGGAGGAUCAGCCGAAGAAUACCUUUGGUCGACGCUCGAGAAACAACUCGAGGACAAUCGAGGACCUCGAAUACGCAGCUUCAAGGGAUCUUGUAUUCAAGGAUCAAAAUUUUAUUGACAAUCCGUUCGCUUUGAUAAAUGGCAGAGGAUUGCGACGCGUGAAGAGAUCUUCGGCCGCACUGUUCGCCGAACGAUCGAGGAUGAAGCUGGAACUGGCUAGGAGGUUAGUGAAGCCAGAGUUGAACAUCGAGGAGAAUGAUCUCGACGCAACCACGGCCUCCUCUUUCAGCAAACCGAAGCCAACCGUGCUGUCAACGGUCGACGAGACGAGCAAGGUCACCAAAUUCGUUAAACCCUCCCAGACUUCUCGUAGAAGCUCCACGGAAAAGAGGUCCAAGGAAAACGAGAAAGCGUCGAAAGUUUCCGCAUCGAGGUCAACCGUCGAGGAUUCUUCCUCUAGACUGGCUAGACCGAACUCGAAGAAAGGACGAAUCAUCUCGGAGAGAAUGGUCACCUCGAUCUCGGUGGAGGAGAGGGCUGCCAUCGAAGACACCACGAAGCCAUACGCGUCCACCGUUCACUCCGUCGUAACUUCAGCCUCCGCAGAAGAGGGAUCAGCUACCACCAUCGACUCCACCAGGAUCCGCUUGUCCAAUUUUCGAAACGGAAAGAAAUCCAAGGAAGAGAACUCGACGAACAAGAGACGCAUAGAAAACCAUGACACCAUUACCACUUUCAAGCCGAAGAAACCUUAUGCUUAUCAACCACGCGGUACCAAAUUGCAAGAACAAUCUACUACCCCUGUACAGACUCCCGUAGCGUCGUCUAAAAAGACCUAUGCCUCUCCAAAGUACAACGGAGGGCAAAGGAAGUCGCAGACCUCUCAGGAAGAGGAUACUGAUCAAAGGAUCAAGUCCACCGGUGUUACCAAACCCACCUUCAGACCCCGUUACAGCAAAAGAACGAAGCAGAAGUCGAUCGAGAAUAAAGCAACGGAUUUCGAAGCGACGAUUACCACGAAGGUACCCAUAGCUACCAGUAGAUACUCCAGGAAGAAGGCUGUAGUGAAGGCUACAGAGGCUAAGUCGAAAGCCACCACGGAAGGAACAGCAACGCAGACGAAGAAGCUGGAGUUUCGACCUAGAACCGCGACCUAUAGAAGGCACUCCGAAGUUCCCACGACCUUGGUAGAAGUCAGUACCAAGGUCGACGGUACCAGAGUCGCCAUCACUCCCAGAUCCACCAAGUUCCCCGCGACGUUGAAGUCGACAGAGAGCACUCGAUCGGUAGGGCAGGAACCGCAGGUGAACCUGAAGAUCGCGAACGACACGACGCAAGAUGGAUCCGGUAUUACAGGCAGCAGCAAUGGCGACAGCGGCAACACGAAUAUCUUCAGUCCGACCAGAAGCACCAUUCUAAGCGGGAACAACACGCUGCUGGAACAACUCCGAAGCACGGUUGCUCCGCUUCUCAACUCGCUCGGUAACAAGACUCCUGUGUUCUCUGGAUCAUACAGCAACGUUAACAAUGCGAACUCACCUCCCAGAAUCACGCCAAAUGGAUCGCCGCCACGAUUUAGCGCGAGAUACAAAGGUGCGGAAUUGUUUGUCAAGAAACAAAAUAAUGUUUAUCAGCCCACUGUGCCAUCGAUCACUAGCUCCUCCACUACACCAGCCACAACUGUAGAGAACUCUGGUUCGGCACCGCCUAUCGAUGUCUCGAGUCCCGGCGAGCCAAGGUUGUUGACUCUUUAUCAGGCGUUGGAAUCGGCCAACAUCAGGAACGAACAAUUACAGAGGAACGCGAACGAACAAGCCGACAGGGUUCUCCAGGUAGACUCUAACGCCACUGUCGCUAACGACAUCAGCAGUAAUUCUAACAAUGACACCACAAGCCCCUCCGUAGCGACCACCAGCCCACAGACCCCAGACACCAUCGCGAACACUACUCUGACCCCGAGAUUAUCCGAGGAUACGGAGAACACCACCCCCGCGGUUACCACAGGAGCCCCUGAAACCCCUGCGACCACCGAACAAGUCACCACAAUUACCGAACAAUCCACUAUCACCGAACAAGCUUCCACCAGUACAGAAUCGUCCUCCAGUACCGAGCAAGCCUCCAUGAACGCUGAUUUGAUGUCUCUGACUGAGCAAACCAGCACGGAUGCAACCACCACGACAGCUGGAGGUUUGGAAAGGAGUCAGGUAUCCUCGAUGAUGACUACCAUGGAGGCUUCUACGACGGCAGCCUCCACGGCUGAUGGAAGCACACCAGGGGCGACCGAAGUCGCAUCUACCACUCAAACGGGGCAAAGUACGAUGGAGACUACCACUGUAGCUGCUGUUAGCGACGCUGCGAUUAUGAAUACGUCCGAGAAUCCAGAGAGCAAUACCAUACCUUUGUCUGAAACGACAGCCACUCAGUCGGUUGAUUUAAGUUCAACUGAUAUUCCUACGACUGAGGCGAUUUCUAAUAAUAUGGUCGACGCGGAGACGACCACAGUAGUACCUACUACCACGUUUCGACCUAGAUUGAUAGAUUUAGCGCAGGAUAUUCUGUCUCGUUUGCAAGCGUCUCUGAACGCGACCACGCAGUCCAGUCUAGACUCCACAAUCACACCUCCUACGACUGAGAUAUCGAACGCGAUACCAGAUUCGAAUAGUACCCUGGAGAGUCUGUCGCAGUUGAACGGAAUAGGAACACCUGGGCCAGGAGAAUUGUCAACUACCGGUGAAACUACCACCCCCAGUGCAGUAGGUUCAGUCCCUACUACGUCAUCUGCCACCACAACCGACCCGUCCAACUCAAUGGUAUCUACCCAAGAAGCCAACACAUUGGACGAAUCAAGUCCAGUCACAACUACCACACCAGUAACACAACAAGAUUUUCAAACAGUUUCGAACACUGAUUCAACCACUGUAGGCGACUCGAACAGUUCCUCCAGCCCUCUGUUAGACGUUGAAGUAACCACCGGCUCGACGAUUACCACCACGAACGAUACUUUACUGACUGAAUUAAUGUCCAUCGCCAAGACCCUCUUUUCGGAAGAGAUAAACGACACCGAGACACCGGUUAUCGUCCAAACUACCACCGUUGUUUCUGACGUAGAAAACUUAACGGGAAACGAGGUUGACCCAUUGUCGAAUGACACGUUAGGCGCAAUUCAAGCCAUAGAAUCGUCGUCGAUUUCGCCAGAUGUCACGACAGAAACUGUACAGUCAACACCAACCACUGUAGCUAUGUCAGACACUUCCACUGUUUCGGUCGAUCCCUCGCAGAACGAGGUGGACUCAACAGAUCCCACCGUGACCGUAUCGUCUUCAGAAAGCUCGACAGACACACCCAGUACAACCCCUGAGAGUAACGUGUUCGACAACCAGCUGGAUAUCGCGCAAACGAACGACGCCACUACGUUAGGAACACCCCUCGCUGAGAACGUAGAGUCGACCACUACCCCCUCGGUUACGACAGACAACGAACGAACGACCCUCUCGAAUGACGUAUCGUCCAGGCUCGAAACUGGCCUCGACACGACGACUCAAUCACCGACAACCACGCAAAGUUCAGAGACGACAGUCGCACUCACAGUUAAUUUCGAAUUAACCACUAACACGUUCGAUUUGACAUCGCCUGGUACGAUAACUACAAGCCCUCCCAAAACGGCUUCUGAACAAAUUACUGAGAACGUCACGGAAACCAUGAUGCCAUUAACCAAUCUCACGACUGUAACAUCAGAGCUUGCAACCGACACUAGUACUAAUCAACCUGAAGCAACUACGAUUCCUGAAACAACCCUAUCCACUGUAAAUACGAUCACUACCACGCCGUUAGCACUGUCUGAAAUGAUAGUUGAGCAAACUACCAUGGUGUCCACUCCAGAGUCGAUCCAAAGUGUAACCGACGUAACAACCACGUCACCAAUCACAACCACAACCCGAUUGGACGUUAAUUCGAUGGAUGACACAGAGGUUACUACUAACCAGACCCCCACAAUGGAAACCACUACUAAUACGCCCAGCGAAACAACAAACAUCCCCCAAACGACCCCAAGCCUCGAGAACGAAACUCCAACUGUUGUUGCCCCUUUCCAGGAUACGACGUCAGCAACCGCCCAAGGGACGGCAGGUUCAGGAAUGGGCCAAACGACCGAAAUCACCACUCCCAUGACCACUUUACCUUCGACCCCUCCGUCCUCGCAAUCCUCCACUUCGCCCUCUCUCAUGUCAACCACUUCAUCUUCGGUCGAGACUACGACUACGACCGCGACGAUGACUACGACGACCCAGACUACGACGAAAAUCGGACGCAUUCCCGAGCAGUUGUCAACGACACAGUCGACCAGCAUGGGUGUAGUCACUGUCACGCCGAUGCCCGAGACGACACUUCCAACCAUGGUGACUAAUGCCAAUAUAGAGGAGAAUCUUGUUUCCACCGAAGCUGGGACGACGAUGCAACCCUUAAGUACAAGAAUGGACGGUGGGCAGGGUGCCAUGAACGAGUCUACGACUGCUAUUCCUACGAAUGCUACCGAAGCAACGACCAUGUCGAUGCCAACAACUCCUGGAAGUUCGACGACCACCGCGCCUCCUAUUCCAAUUUCUCAGCCUCCCACGACGUCGUACAGUGGUCGAUUCGGUGGAUCCAGGCUGACGCCUGCCCCUCGGUUCAGCCCCAGCUCCAGCACCAGAGCUCCUCUACGAGACUACCUGGUCUACGGGAUAUAUCCGAAUAAAACGAUCGUUAGGAAACGACCAGAGGACAACCUGAUCGACGCGAGGAACGUGGACAGCCCGUACGUGAUAUUCGGUAUCUUCCCGGAUGGCAGGCUGGUCCGGAAAUUCCCGAACGGAACGAUUAUACCGGAUCCACCUAGGAGCCCCGUCGAGGUUGUGUUCUCACUUAGCACUACCACUACCACUAACAGGCCACUACCCAGACCGUAUUAUAACCAGGCUAACCAAGGCGUUUACAAUCAGUAUCAAGGCCCGGUGUACAGUAAUAUUCGUAGACCUGAGCCAAUGAGAAUCGUCCAAAGUCCCGGCACCGUUGACCUCGGCCUUACUGGUAACGCGAUCGUCGGCCCCAAUGGAGGUGGACCCGGUUUCACGGGGCCACUUGGUACCCCUGCUAGCCUCCCGAGCACCAACGAAAUGAGCAAUGCCCUGAUAAAUACGCAAAUGGGGACAGCGUCGGUAACGCCGAUAGUAAGUACCGGUCGACCGGCGACCGAUUCGCAGGGCGGUCGUAUCGUCCAGGAUCGAGAGAGGGACGAGGCCACCAGGACGAAAGAGGUCGGAGGUCAACGCAGCUCCGUGUACAUCGGACAGGACAAGUUCGUCAAUUAUUGGACCGACGGCGCCUCUACCACUAACCCCCGUGUGCUGAACGUGAAUAUAAACUCGGUGGCUACUGCCGCGAACGAGGGUCCAGCGCCAUCCGUACCGUCUUUCGAAAAUCUAUUGAACAAUCAGCAGGGAGGAGGUCGAGUCACAGCACCGCCUGGAUUCCCAUGGAGGGAUCCAUUGGAUCAAAUUUUCGGUAUUACUACCUCAUCGCCGAUAAUAACAGCUUCAGUUGCAUCGAACUCGCUGGAUGAUUCGGCAGAAUCAGGUAAUCCAGCUCUACCGCGACCGAUCAAUCCGUUUGUCGAAGUCUUCACACCGUUUUCCAACACGAUUGGUAUGCCAGGAAGCAAUGCAGGAGGUACCUCUGUUACUGGAGCAGUUCCUAGCACAACAGCAACAAUGCCUACUACCCCUAGUACUACUACUGUGUCUACAACAACUACUACCAUGGCACCAACUACUACUACUAUGGCACCAACAACUACAACUACCACUACAGCAGCACCAACAACAACAACUACUACAAUGGCUCCAACUACACCUUCACAGACUACGUCAACUGAACAAGUUGCAAAUAUUGGACCACAAGGAACAGCACCACCAACUCCUACAAGCACGUCUGUUCCUCUUCCAUCAACGACUCCGUUGAAUAUACCGCCAAAUUUGUUGACAAAUAUGCAACAGCAAAACGCAUUUGGAACCUCGGUCAAUGAUUUGGUGUUCUUGAAUUCAUUGUUGCAGAGUAAUUCGCGAAGUUCCACAACGAAAACGCUGACGCAAGUUGAGCAGCUGUUGGCUAACAAGAUUUUAUCCCUGGCACUGAAUGGCCCUGACCCUGGACCAACUCGAGCGCCAAAGGCCAUCAACUACGAGAACGCUUCUCCAAAUUCGGUUUUCCAAUCUCCAAAGCCAUCUUACGAGCCAAUAGUGAUCGAUUUAUCCCCCUCGUCGACAGCAAAGACACCCGCAUGGAAAUCAUUAGAGCAAACUAGUCAAAGACCAUCACCGAGUAGUUCGACACCGACACAGAUCACCUGGAAUCCGGUCACAACCACCACCUCUAAAAGAGACAUCAUAACAAGCACGAUAUCCUCUUCAACAACAGAUAAAACGACACUGAUAAGCACGACUAAAGCUCCUGUAACUGUUUCAAGUAAACCAGUGACCACUCCUCGACCCAGAACCACCACCGAGGCGCCAUUAGGCUUCGCUGGUCUUCUGUGGCAGACUCUUCUGGGUGGAGGAGGACUGUUCGGUCCUUCAACGACCCAGAGACCCGUCAAAUCUAAACCGGUGAAAACUGUAACUAAGUCUGUGAACAUCACGCCCAAACCACCUCAGACCACUCCAAGAUCGGAAACAACCACAGUUCGUACUACUACGACCGUCAAAUCUGUUGAUAUUUCCAAGAUCUACGUGAACACUCCAAAUUCGAUCGUAGAAGGCGAGAAAAAGGCGACUACACCUCCUUCGUUGUCCACGACAAAAAAAUCCUUGCUGAACAAUCCUAAACCGAAAUUGCCUAACGUUGCUACAUCCACGUAUUCCCCUGAAGAGGACACCAAGUUCCUGCUUUCGCUCCUGCAGGCUGUUCAACGGGAGGAGAAAGCGAGUGGUUCGAAAAAAUCACCGAGUGUAUCUCAGGACGAUGAAGCUUUCUUAAGAGCGAUUUUAAGCGGACGACCUCUUACAACUACUCCUGCUCCACAGACGGAAAUCAGCAAUGCUGCCCUUUUGGCUGCAUUGUUAAAAGCUCAAGGUAUAGAACCGGAAACGCCUGCUACCAACAUCAGAGAGCAACUGCAGUUGGCUAGCCUCGGGCUGAGCGUCACCUCUGCUCCGACCGCAUCCCCGGCUACCACUGAGUCUACGACAAUUACAACAAGGCCGACUUCGACUGCAACUCGACCUACGGAUACCACGAAAAACACGCUGACACCGAGACCAACCUCAAGACCAAGGAUACGCACAACAACGUGGUCGCCGAGCUCCACGUAUCCACCUCCUCUCUUUAGCUCCUUCUCCAAUUACGCUACACCGGUACAGUCGGCCGCCGCUGACAAUUCUGAAAAUCGGGCGUUGUUUGGUGCUACCAGGGCGUUCAGUCAAUUUCUUGGUGCUGCGUUAAGCGGAGCGGCACAACAAUUGCAAUCCUUAGUGAGGAAUGGUACUAGGAUCGUGUCCGAAGUAGUUGGAUAAAAUUAGCAGAAAAUAAUGAAAAUUGACCCGUAGAAUAAUAAAAAUGAAAUUUGGCAGGAGUGAAAAUCUGUUACUUCGAAGGAGCUGGUGGUAGCGAUGCUUCGACUAAGUAUUCCUUUAGAUUAUUCAUUAAAACUCUGAGAUUUCUAACAAAUUUAAUCGACAGGUUAUCGAUGUUGCUGAGAAACUUCUCGAAAUUUUCUCCUCUUUUUUUUAUGUAUAGAUUCGUAGAAUUACGUAUAAUAGCUGUUGGGUGAUUACGUGUUCUAUUUUUAAUCAAUUUAGGUGAUAAAGAGAGCGAUGACGAAACUAUUGAAAAAAGAGUAUCGGCUGGACGCCUUGCAAACGUUUCUCAGGUAGGAGCGGGCGACGGCUCGUACCUCUUUGAAACAUUUGUAACGUUGGUCGCAAUUAAGGUAAUUAAUCGAGGACGACGCGGCUCGUCACGACUCUCUGGACAGUGACGAUCCGUGGUGUCCCGUGCGAAAGAGGGCGGUUUCAGGCCCACCCACAAUGAUUGAUUCGACGACCUCUCGUUGGCUGCAAGAAGCUGGUAAUUUAUGAAACAGGGAGAGAAUGAGAAAGAAUGCGUGCAUAGGUGAAUGUGUGUAGAGAAAGACAUGGUUCAAAGGGUGGAUAACGAACGCGUCAAGGGAGUAUUCUGUACAGUUAUAUAUUUUUUUUCUUUUUUAUAUGAUAAAACUGGAAACGUGCAUAAUUGCACGAUUCUUGGGUCUUGUUUAUCUCCUUCGAGGAAAAACGUUAUUGUUGACUUUUGUUUCACGAAAGUGUGUCUCGAUUCUUUUGUAAAUCCGUUCUUAUUUUUUAAUCGUGGGAUCGACCAAAUGUCCUUUGUAAACGAACGAUAAAUAAACAUUUCGGGAAAUGUAGACCCAGAAAAUAGUUGUGUCUCCUUUAGAUUAAAUCCUUUUUUCAUUCACCAUUCGAGAACGGAUCGAGGAGAAAAAAAAUAAAACACGAGAUGGUUAAAUUGUA